AUGGCCGAGAACGUCCUUACUAUGUGUGAGACCGUACUAAAAUACGGCAGAGUUAUACAAGAUAUUGGGUCUUUUCCGAUAUUAGGGCAAACUUUCUUAAUACUCGAGACGGUUUUAGCAAUUGCUCAGAAUGCGGACCAUAAUGUACGGACAUGUAAUGUCUUCAGAGACAGAAUCGUUAUCGCGCAGCACACUUUGGGAAAAUAUAAAAAAGAGGAGUUGGAACACAAUCCUGCAUUAAUUACGUAUACAAAGGUUCUCAAAGAUAUUGAAGAAUUUGUUAAAAAAAUCACCGAUGCGAAGGGUUUUAAGAAAUACUGGAAAGCAAUGACUGUGAAAGAAGACGCUGCAGGACUUCUUGAUCGAUUUGACCAAGCCAUUCAAGAUCUCGGCUUGAAUACAACUGCCGAUAUAUCUAAAGAUAUUUCAAUAAUUAACGAUGAUAUUAAACAAAUGCAAAAAUACAUGGAGAUGGUUCAAACUGGUAUUGUCGGUCUUGAUGGUAAGUUAGAUACAGUAACGGAACUCGUGGUUCGUCUGCAGAACUCGAUCAAAACAGGCGAAGUCGAACAGAGCGUAUUGGCAUCCGUGAGUUUGAAGGCAGAGACUAUCAAACAGGAUACGGCUGGUUUUACCGACUCCGCUAUAGCAUCGGAUUUAAAGACGGUAGUUUGGAACCACCAACUAGCUUUUCAGAAGGACAUGGGGUACGUCACUGAUGUCGAACUAAAAGAAGUAGAAAAAGAUGUCGCCAUUUUAAAACAAUUGCAAGCAUGCAAGAAUAUCAUAACGCUUUAUGGUGUAUUCAAGAUUGAUACACGGCUACAUUUGCUCAUGGAACAUGCUCAAUAUGGAUAUCUCUAUGAUCAUAUGCAGGUUAACCACUCUAACAUGGAUUGGUCCCUGCGAUAUUCCAUUGCGCUGGGCAUUGUACAGGGUGUCUGUUUUAUGCACGAAAUUGGACUCUUACAUCAUGAUCUUCGAGCACAGAAUAUCCUUCUCGCGGAGCACUACACUCCCAAGAUUACCAAUUUCCACUCUGCUAGGCCAGAAACAGAAGUUUCGCGACCUCUAAGACAAGGCGUUAACAAAAUACGCUGGACCCCACAAGAAAGAGCCAGGAACCCAAGACUUCGAUUCAACAAGCGCGCCGAUGUCUAUAACGUUGGCUAUCUCCUUUGGGAGAUAGCGUCUGGCAAAAUUCCUUUCGAAAAUGAUAAAGAAUUCGACGCAAUUAGGAAAAUAAUGGAAGGACUGCGCGACCCAAUUCCUAAAGACACACCAGAAAAAUAUGCAGAAAUUAUCAAAAAGGCCUGGGCUCCGGAUCCACUUUCACGUCCGACUAUAAUUGAAAUUUACAUGCAAUUAGAAGCGGCAUAUAGAGAAUUCCAGGGAGGGAAUAAAAAGAAGAAAACCGCUGGUGUUGAUGAGCUUUCCGACUUAAUUGAUGAAGACGGAUUACUAGAUCUCGGGGAUAAUACUGGACCAAGCAUUGAAGAUGCUCUCAAAGCUCAUUCUAGUGCAAGCUAUGAUAUAGCAUAUAAAAUCUUUCAAGAAAUUGACACCCCUAAAGCACACUACUAUUGCGGCCUAUACAAUUAUCGCGGACUUGGUAACCUGGAGGUGAAUUUGGAAGCAGCGGCAGAACACUUCCGAAAAGCCGCUGAUGGUGGCAAUCCUGACGGUCAGUUACGUUACGGAGCAGCUCUUAUGAAAGGGGAUGGUGCACACAGAGAUGUCAAACUAGGAUUUGACUAUCUCUGCAAAGCUGCCGACAAUGGGAAUUCCGCGGCGCAGUUCAAUGUUGGGCAAAUUUACUGGUCAGGGAGAAUCAACGAAAUUGGUGUUGACCGUGAUGCAGGAAAACCAUACCUGAUACUGGCCGCUAAGGCCGGUCAUCCUCAUGCAAAAAAGUUAUGCAUUGAGAACGAUAUUGAAUGGGAUUAG
Molecule: messenger RNA, 1947 nt
Organism: Paraglomus occultum
Lineage: Eukaryota; Fungi; Glomeromycota; Glomeromycetes; Paraglomerales; Paraglomeraceae
Source: the annotation of a GenBank genome assembly